Molecule: messenger RNA, 726 nt
Organism: Colletotrichum abscissum
Lineage: Eukaryota; Fungi; Ascomycota; Sordariomycetes; Glomerellales; Glomerellaceae
Product: cholera enterotoxin subunit A2
Exons: 1
Coding region: 1-726 (241 amino acids)
Molecular function (GO): toxin activity
Source: RefSeq, a predicted model, not a curated record
AUGGCUAGACAACAACCUCUUAUGCUUGGGCUGACGCUCAUUGCUUUCUGGGCCUUCCUCUGCAACGGUCUCGACCUCUACCGCGCAGAUUCGAGAAACUAUGCCACCAUCCAGGCCUCCAAGGGCUUCUUGCCAAAGGGUCAGUCCACCUUUGGCGUCGCCGCCCCAGACACCAGCCUGUGGAACCACGUCAAAGGAGCCCCCAGCGGCGCCAGCAAGGACGAGGACGGCUACGUGUCCACGACCUCGGACCCCAAGCUAGCCGAGUCCUGGGUCAGCCGAUUCCUGGGCGGCAACGGCUUCAUCUACCGCAUCCACUCGGCUCCCAACAUGAUUGACUGCCAGGCCACCCUCCAAAAGUACAACCCGUACCCCGAAGAGGCCGAGUUCGCCGCCCUCGGAGGCAUCAAGGACAACCAGAUCAUCGGCUGGACCCCCGUCCGCGGCGGCGUCAAAGGCAAGGAGGAGCUGAACCCCUUUUACCAGGGCAACAUCUACAGCAACAUGGGCACCGGCGGCGCGCAGUACAAGCUCGCCGCAUUCCCGCCCAACCACCAGGCCUGGGGGGAGGCCCCUUGGUCGCAGUUCGCCUCGUGCACGCGCAGACGUUCCGCCAGGGACCUCUUCCAGAUCGAGAAGCGCGCUUGCUCCGCGUCCAAGAGCAACGUCGACUACGCUAAGGAGUACCUCGAGUACGUCGAGGCCGUCUGCCCUGGCUGCCAGUAG